GCCUCGGAAUAGGAAGCAUGGACUGGAAAUUAGAGAGACUGUCAUGUCUUAAAGUGAGAUCUGACAAGGAUGUAAUGUGGGAAAAUAUAAUGAAGACACUUGGGAAAGACUUUAGAAAGACCAGAAAAUUCAAUUUGCAGAAAAUCACCAAGACUCCAGACAUUGGAAGAAUCACAUAUUCCAGAUUCAAAAAAAGCAUCAUGAGAAGGCGUGCAAGACAAGAUGAAGUUUCUAGUAGUCCUAUCUCCACUAGACAGCGCCAUAAUCAUGAACCAAAUUUGGAAAGUACACUUCUUGACCAAUCAAUCCAUCUCUCUACUUCAUCUUUUGGUGAUCAGUGGCGAACUCCAGAGAAGAAGAUUCUACUCCCAUAUUUGCUAGAAGUCUCUAAUUUGGGUAGUCCUGAUCAUAAAUCAGCUAGAAUAGAAGACUCAACUACAAGGAAUCUCAAACAGAAACCUAUAAGGAAGUUACAGAACAAGAUGAAAUUUCUCCUCCACCAGAAAAAUCUAGGAGUUCUGGAAGAAUGCAAGCCUGUCUCCUAUAACCGUCAGGACACCAGUAUACAGAUUUGUGCCCAGGACACUUGUACUUGGAGAGGAUGUCAUCAAGCCACGAAGAAAACAUUUUCUCAACAAGAAGUUGUUAUAGAUUCUGUUCGUCAUCAUGAUUGCUUGCAACCAGAAACCAAACUGCAUAUAUCCGGCCUCAACAAUGAUUACUAUCUGAAUGUAUUAGAUUGGAAUGUUGACAACCUUGUUGCUAUUGGGUUGAGAUCAACUGCACAUAUCUGGAGUGGUGAAAGCAACACAGUAACACAAACACUGAAUUUACAUACUCCCUCAACAUAUAUUUCAUCAAUAUCAUGGAUACCGGCUGGGUCCACUCUGGCUAUCGGUACAAGCAAUGGAGAAGUACAGCUAUGGGACAUUGAAACCCAAAAGAGGCUGCGGAAUAUGCAUGGUCAUAUGUCAGUAGUCGGAGCUUUAACCUGGAAUCAGCACAUUCUCAGCAGUGGUUCACGGCUUGGACAUAUACACCAUCACGAUGUUCGAAUGGCAGAUCACCGCGUUGGAACGCUGUAUCACAAACAAAGCAUUUGCAGUCUGAAAUGGUCACCAUCUGAAAAACAUUUAGCUAGUGGUUCAAGUGACGGCCAUCUAAAUAUCUGGUCGUAUGAUCCAGGAACAUCCAAAAAUAAUACUCCGUUACAGAGCAUGCAGCAUUCCACAGCAGUGAAGGCAAUGAACUGGUGUCCAUGGCUAUCAGAAACGCUCGGUGUGGGAGGAGGAAUGACAGAUGGACACAUCCGAAUUUGGGAUACAAGCACUGGGAAAAACAUCCAUUCAGCAAACACACAUUCUCAGAUCUGCUCCGUUAUCUGGCUGCCUGAAUCAAGAGAACUGGUCACUGGCCAUGGACCGCACAAAAAUCAAAUGACUGUCUGGAAAUACCCCUCUUUAUUGAAAGUAACUGAUCUAUAUGGUCAUAGAGGAAGAGUACUGCACCUCGCAUUAAGCCCAGACCAGAAGAGAAUAUUUUCUGUUGCUGCUAAUGGGACAUCUUAUAUAUGGAGAUACAAUCAAUGAAGGAAUCUAUAAGAGACUCAAUGCAUCAUGCAAACCUGCAUAUCUCAUUAGCCAAAUGUAUGUGUCAAGUGGCCCAUAUACAGGGCAUGGAGUCCCUAGCAGCUAAUCUGAACUUGAUAUUAUUUUGCUUUUUCUAUAAGCAAGAUAUAGCCUGGUGCUUUGGGUGGUCACAUCUACUCCAGAAUUGCCAUGCAGUUCCUCUUCACAAA
Messenger RNA from Pelobates fuscus (common spadefoot toad), 1798 nucleotides. It is a transcript of the gene CDC20B, whose product is annotated as cell division cycle 20B. Gene Ontology annotation, biological process: positive regulation of ubiquitin protein ligase activity; positive regulation of anaphase-promoting complex-dependent catabolic process; anaphase-promoting complex-dependent catabolic process. The coding region runs from base 18 to 1589 and encodes 523 amino acids. The record is from RefSeq and is a predicted model, not a curated record. NCBI's taxonomy places the organism in Eukaryota, Metazoa, Chordata, Amphibia, Anura, Pelobatidae. Gene Ontology annotation, molecular function: anaphase-promoting complex binding; protein binding; ubiquitin ligase activator activity. The transcript is spliced from 12 exons. Gene Ontology annotation, cellular component: anaphase-promoting complex.